CUCCGGAUGUUGUUAGGUGAGGAGGCAAAAAUAACUCUGGCAGGAGUUUAAGUGUGGCCAAGCCCCCCCAUUGCAGCUGGCUCCGUCAGUCCAAGGCCAAAACAAGAUGGCGGAACUCAGGAGCUGGUGUUUCAUUUUAGCAGUGUUUGCUGCCAGCUUGUAUGGGAUCAGUGCAGAAAUCAAAUUUACCACUCCUGUGGGGAGGCUGUUUACAUACGAGGUGAUGAGAGAGAAAUUCCAGAAUGACUUUGAGACCUCAUCAAAACUCUACACUGGGGUUCUACACGAUGACCCCAUGGUUUUUAAGUGCAAGAAGCAGGGGUUUCCUGACCUCCCCGAGUGGCUGCGCUUCAUCCAAAGGCAUCCCUUUGAUAAUGGCUUCCUGUACGGCACGCCAAUGUCUCCAGGAAAAUAUUUCAUUGAGAUUUAUGCAAUCAACAAAAUCAGCUAUGAUGCAGCCAGAGAGCUUCUUGUCAUCAAAGUUAUUCCAGAAAAGUUGCUGCCCUAUCAAGCAGAGUUCUUCAUCCAGCUGAGAGAAGUUGAGAAGGUGCUGCCCUCUUCUGUUCAAAUUGAGAUAAAGCAGGAUCUGCAGAAGCUGUGGAACAAUGAGGCCUUGGAAAUGAUCAACAUAAGCAAUGCCCUGGAUCGUGGAGGCAGAGUUCCUCUGCCUCUUGCAGGACAUUAUGAGGGGGUGUAUGUAAAGGUGGGGUCCAAGAAGUACUUCUCCAAGUGUUUGCAGAGGGUGAUGUCACCAGAGUACCAAAGGGAGUGUGCAACGGAGGCUAAAGUGAAGAUACCUGGAGAAUGCACCUUCUGCAAAAUCCCCAGUAACUGCAUCACCUGGUGCAAGACGGAGCUGGUGAGGCGUCCUGCUUCACAACGAUUUCACCAUCAUGCAUAUCCACACUCAUUAUCUUAUUUUGCCAUGAAGAGCAAUGUCCCACACCAUGAAUCUCCCACUGCCAUGUUUUGUUGUGGCGGGGCUUUGAUCAGGGAUGUUUACAGUCAUAGUUUUUCCUCUAUCCACAUUCAGCUGUACCACCACCAAACCAUCCAUGGGAACACUGAGGAGCUGCGCAGCAUGGCCUCCCAGCGGGGGGUCCCCGCUCCUCUGUCCACGCUGCCCAUGUUCAACAGCCGAACCGGAGAGAGGGCUUCACCGCUGCAGUCAGACAGCAUCCCUCUCAUCAUGGCCCAACAGGAACCCUACAGCGACACGCUGCCCAGGAAGUGAAAUGCUGAUGGCGAAGAUCAGUUUUGCUGCAUGUACGUUUUCAGUGCCGUGAACCAAACGACCGGUUUGACAAUUUAUUCCUUGCUUUUCUUAACUGUUUGUGCUUUCGCUACCACCUUUUAGCCCCUACUGUUUUCUGCAGUUCAAAACGUAUUCCUGAAACUUUAAUCCAUUCUUUUGCUGUAAUCACAUAUUAUUUUCAGCAUGGUUGUUAGAUGAUUCCUUCCUAUGUAACACAUGAUGCAUACUCUUUCAAAUUGGGUAAAGCAAUGCAUAUCUACCAAUAAAUGAUUCAUCUAUGCAAAAGGAUUCUUUUGAUUGCUUAAAAACAAAUAAGAUGUUUUGUUUAAGGGGCGGCAUGGUGGAGAGUGCUG
Messenger RNA from Cyprinodon variegatus (sheepshead minnow), 1608 nucleotides. It is a transcript of the gene sgca, whose product is annotated as alpha-sarcoglycan-like. Gene Ontology annotation, molecular function: calcium ion binding. The record is from RefSeq and is a predicted model, not a curated record. Gene Ontology annotation, cellular component: sarcoglycan complex; membrane. Lineage: Eukaryota; Metazoa; Chordata; Actinopteri; Cyprinodontiformes; Cyprinodontidae. The coding region runs from base 107 to 1234 and encodes 375 amino acids. The transcript has 10 exons.